AUUUAUUCAUUUUCUCUCCCUUUCUCUUUCUUUUCUCUUCUCCUUCUCUCCCUGCUUCCCUCCUUCCCUCCCUCCUCCUUUCUCUCAAAUUUUCCCUUUUCCUCCACUAAAUUCCUUUCAUCUCGUGUAUUAUUAAAUUUUUCCUACACUUUUCCUCAUUUUUCAUCCAUUUUCCUCUCCUUUCCUUCUUUUCAUUAUAUUUUUUACUAAUUCCUCCUUCCUUUCACCUCCUUUCAUCACAUUUUGCUUUUCUCUCUCUCUCUCUCUCUCUCUCUCUCUCUCUCUCUCUCUCUCUCUCUCCAGGAUAUGGGUUUUUUCCAGCUAUUUUGGAGUCUAGCCACGUGGUCAGCAGUUUGGCUGUGUUGGGGGGAAGGGCAGGUGUGGGGCGCCUUCCCCCCUGGUCACCUGCCCCCAUCAGACCCCCGUCAACAGCACCACCCCUUCAGCAGAGGUCGUGGCCAGCGAGUCGUAAGAGUGAAGAGGAAGGCGGCAGAUUCAACACAGCUGUGGCCUGAUGCUGUGGUGCCUUAUGUGUUUCUGUCCCCCGAACCGCAGCGAGAGGUGGUGCUGGCGGGGCUAAGACACUGGGAGGAGAAGACCUGCCUGCGUUUUUUACCAGCCAACAACACGGAGCUGCCUCAUCUGCAGUUUAGAAGGCUGUCUGGGUGCCGGAGUGGUGUGGGCAUCGAGGGAGCGGCUGGCCAGAACAUUUCCAUUGGGAAUAACUGUAACAAGGUGGGCAUUGUGGUGCACGAGGUGGGCCAUGCUGUGGGGCUGUACCACGAAAUAAGGCGCCCGGACCGCGACACACACGUGAUGGUGAACGAGGCAAACAUUGUUCCCCACGAGAUGUAUAACUUCUACAAACUUCACUGGCUGGACGUCACAGUGGAGUACGACCUCUCUUCCGUCAUGCACUACCACACCCUUGAGUGGUCAGCGAAUGGACGUACGACAGUGGCCACGAGAGAUCCAAUGCUACAAGGGGUGCUGGGAGGCUGGAAACGUGCGUCGCCUCUUGGUCUCUCCCACCGUGACGCCUUCUUGGCUAAUCAUAUCUACGGGUGUCUUGACGAGUGGCUAGCGAGGUGUGGUCUCAAGAGGAACCCGUGUAGAAACGACGGCUAUCUGGGCCCCUCCUGCUCCUGCGUGUGUCCGCCAGGCACUGAGGGGCGCACCUGUGGCGUUGUGCGGGCCGGCUACUACAAGCACUUGGAGUCACCGUGCAGCCAAGAAGUGACCUAUCCCACCACCCUCACCUCUCCACACUACCCAGCAAACUACGACCCUGAUACGUGGUGUGUGUACCGAGUGGAGGCCCCGCAGUGCCAGACCCCUGAGGUGACAGUCCUGGACCUGCAGCUUGGCCCGAGAGACCACCGUGACCACUGCUAUACUGAUUACCUUGAAGUCCGCAAUGCUUCUCUCUAUGAUGGAUUUCUCGUGUGCGGCUCUGAGGUCACGCGAGGCACAGUUUGGCGGGCACAGACCAACACAUUAAUUCUCUACUUCCGAGGCGAGGUUGGCGGAUUUCGUGGGUUCCGUCUCUCUCUCGCCUUCAGGUCCACUCCAGGGUGUUGUCGCUCCCAUUCCAAUGACUCCUCCACCUUCUACCUCCACUCCCCCGGCUACCCUGCGCCCGCCACAGACCCCUUCACUUGCUCCUACUCCCUGCCUGCUGAGUCCCCAGCGAAGGUUGAGGUGACGGUCAAGGUUGUGUGGGGCAAGGAGGGGCGCCGCGCCACUGCCCCCGACCCUCACCUCCACCAACUUCUCCACCCACACCCAGCAUGCGCCCUCACCCUCUGCCAACCGCACGGCCUCUGCCACAGCUUUUGUUGGAUGGUGGAGGCGUUACGGAGGAGGAAGAGGAAGAGGAGGGAAGAAGAAGAGGAAGAGGAGGAAGAGGCAAAGGUUGUUCUCCCUAACGUGGGAUCCUUACACCUCCUCCAGUUCUCCCCGCCCCUCCCGGCCCCCCACCUGGCAGGGAGGGGGGCGGCGCUCCAAGUGGCCUUUACCCUCCUGGAGUCACCCUGUCAUGAGAGGCUGUUUGUGAACCGUUCUGACCCCCGGGGGUGGGUGGCGGUGGGCGCGCGGGCGCGGGAGGUGAUACAGUGUGAGUGGCUCAUCACGGCACCGAGAGGAACACACGUAAAGGUUAUUGUAGAACGCCUGAAUAUACCUGAAGAAGAAGAAGAAGAAGAAGAAGAAGAAGAAGAAGGAGAAGAAGAAGAAGGAGGAGGAGGAGUAGGAAGAUACAAGAAUACAGUUUAUGGAAGGAGAGAAGGAAGAAGAGGAGAAAGGAGUCAAAGUGAUGAAAAAGGAAGAGAGGAAGGAGGAAUAAGGAAUAACAAAGGCGAGAAUGAUAAAGAAGGAGAAGGACAAGGAAGAUGGAAAGACAAAAACACAGAUAACGAAGGAGAAAUAGAAGGAAAAGAAAGAAAAUACAAAGAACUUAACGAAGGAAGAGAGGAAACAGAACAAGAUGAAAAUGAAGAAGAAGAAAACGAAGAAGGAAGAAGAGAAACAGGAAAACAGAAGAAGAAAGAAGAAAGAAGAAGAAGAAGGAAAAAAAGACAAACCCAAGGAAGAGAAGAAGAGGAAGAAGGAAGAGGAGGAGGAAGAAGAAGAAGAAGGAGGAGGAGGAGGAGGAGGAGAAAACACACGAAGACACUCCAAAACACACCCGAUUCUUACUUGUGUGUCAAUGAAGCAGGAGAUGCAAACUUUCCUCCUUCCACCACCAAGGUAUUGCAAGGGAGGAGGAGGAGGAGGAGGAGGAGGAGGAGGAAUAGGAAGGAGCCUCUUGUGUUUAUCUCCCUCCAACACUCCCUGAGAAUUGUGUUCCAAGGGGCAGCCAACACCAGCCUUCGCCUCACCUACCAGUUGUAUGAGUGUGAUGACGACAAUUCGGAGUGCCAGUACUGGGCAGCAGAGGGCGAGUGUGGCACCAACCCUCGCUGGAUGGCACCGCACUGCAAGAAGGCGUGCCAGCAGUGUGACUUCAGCACCACCUGUGAGGAUCAGCACUCAGACUGUCCCUUCUGGUCCACUCAUAACCAGUGUGAAGAGAACAAGCUUUGGAUGGCGGUUCACUGCAGGCGUUCGUGUGGAUACUGUGACUCGUGCGGUGACAGCAAUCGUCGGUGCGGGAGCUGGGCAGAGGACGGGGAGUGUGAAGCCAACAGAGAGUACAUGAGGGUGUUCUGUCCGCUCUCCUGUGGCAUGUGUGAACUGACUAAUACCACCACCACUACUACCACAACCACCAACAGCACCCCCACCGCCCCUCCCACCACCACCACCACCACCACCACUCCAAGACCAGGCACAAGAAGAAGAGGAGGAAGCAAGAAGGGAGUGAAUCAAGUAUACGAGGACAAUGAAACAACGAGAGGCAUUGUAAGACACCCCAAGAUAAGGAAGAAUGGAAAAAGACUUGAGAAUCCUCGUUUUUUUAAGCCUGGAAGGACUAAUCUGAGGAAAAUAGGGCGUAGGGUAACAGAAAACCCUUUAUUUAUCACCCCUACGUCGCCUUUUGUCCUGAGAAAUGAGAGUAAAGGGUUCAAAUUAAAGAAGAUGAAGAAAAUAGGGGAGACUUAAGUAUUCUGGCCACGCGGGAGAAAACGGGGUAUCAAGACGGGAAGAGGAGGUGGAGGAAGAGGAAGAGAAGGAGGAGGAGGAGGAGGACAAGAAGAAGAUAAAAUAGAAGAGGAAGAAAUAAGAACCACACAAGAAGAAGAAGA
Messenger RNA from Portunus trituberculatus (swimming crab), 3746 nucleotides. Its product is annotated as blastula protease 10-like. NCBI's taxonomy places the organism in Eukaryota, Metazoa, Arthropoda, Malacostraca, Decapoda, Portunidae. The record is from RefSeq and is a predicted model, not a curated record. Gene Ontology annotation, molecular function: zinc ion binding; metalloendopeptidase activity. Bases 307 to 3603 code for a protein of 1098 amino acids. Gene Ontology annotation, biological process: proteolysis. The transcript has 18 exons.